CUUGAGCUCGGGCUAUUGCCCCUGCAGCCCAGUGCAUGGGCUCCCUCUAUUCUGGGGUUCCUCUUCCCUGGCGGCCUCCUCCCCAGCCUUUGCACACUGUCUCCCAGUCUCAGGCCUGGACAGGGAGGAAACAUCUGUCGCGCCCCCUGGCAGCAGGAAUGGGGUCAUGACCUCCAGAUGUGCUGGGAAGAGUCCAGGGCCUCCUCUUGGGGCAGCCAGGCCUUCCGGAUCUGUGGGGGCGGGGCUGCCCCUUCCCCCUCAGUGACAUAGGCUGCAAAGAAUGUCCCGGCCUCAAUGGACCCUGUGUGAAGUUGUGGAAUGGGGGGCAGAGCCUAGGAACACCCCCUUAAGGCAGGGCCAGGGCCCAAAGCAGCCCAAGGUCUGGGCAGCACACAUUCGAAGGGCUCACUCACGCAUAUACAGAGUUUAGCCCAUGUGGAUUGGGAUCCCAUACAGACUCCCUCUUGCCCUCUCUCACCACACCCCACCUGGGACCCAAGUCUGCAUGAGCAUGCCUAGAACAUGGAACAGGGAGCCUGUGUCUGCCGUGCACAUAGAUGGCUAGCUUCAGUCUCCCAGUAGCCCUGGGAGGGGACUGGAAUAAUUAGCCCCUUUUUAGAGAUAAGAAAACAGAGGCUCAAGGUCAACAUCUGAGCUUGUCCAAGGAGAAACCAACAUAGGAGGCCUGUGAGCUUUGGAGACAUGUCCUUGUUUGGCUCCAGAGGCGCAGCGGAGGUCUGUGUAGAGCCCCUCCUCCUACACUAUGUGCCAAGACCCACCAGUAGCUGCCUGCACCCCCGGGCAGGAACCACUGCCACAACCUCAGCCUGCCGGCUGGUCACCAAACACCCAUAUCUGCUAAUGCGGCCCAGCCCCCAGAGAGCCAGCCCCACAGAGCAUGCCCAUGUGGACUGGUGGUGUGGGGAGCCCACGGCAGGGCACGGCCCCUGCACCCACUGAUGACCUCUUUGCCCGAAAGCUGCGCCAGCCAGCCCGGCCCCCACUGACACCACACACCUUUGAGCCAAGGCCAGCCUGGAGCCCACUCCUACGCAGUGGCAGCGAUGCAGGCGAGGCCCGGCCACCCACCCCAGCCAGUCCCCGAGCCCGGGCACACAGCCAUGAGGAUGCCAGCCGUCCUGCUGCAGUCCCCACCCGGCUUUUCACUGACCCACUGGCUUUGCUGGGGCUACCUGCAGAGGAGCCAGAGCCUACCUACCCACCAGUGCUGGAGCCUCGGUGGUUUGCUCACUAUGACGUGCAGAGCCUGCUCUUUGAUUGGGCUCCACAACCACAGGGGACCCGGGGCCACAUGGAGGCCAGCUCUGCAACUCCAGCCUCAGCUGAGGACCAGUCUGCCAUCUCAGAUCUGCUGCUUGGGGCACCUGGCUUUGUGAGUGAGCUUGGGGGUGAGGGUGAACUAGGUCUGGGUGGACCAAUGUCCCCACCUGUGCCCCCUGCACUUCCCAACGCGGCUGUGUCCAUCCUGGAAGAGCCACAGAACCGGACCACAGCCUACAGCCUGGAGCAUGCAGACCUGGGUGCUGGCUACUACCGCAAGUACUUCUAUGGCAAAGAACAUCAGAACUUCUUUGGGGUAGAUGAGGAGCUGGGCCCAGUGGCAGUGAGCCUGCGCCGGGAGGAGAAGGAGGGCAGCGGAGGGAGCACCUUGCACAGCUAUCGUGUCAUUGUGCGGACCACACAGCUCCGGACCCUCCGAGGCACCAUCUCAGAGGAUGCGCUGCCACCAGGGCCCCCACGUGGCCUGUCUCCAAGGAAGCUUCUGGAACACGUGGCGCCAAGGCUGAGCCCAUCAUGCCUGCGUCUGGGCUCAGCGUCCCCCAAGGUGCCACGCACACUGCUUACGCUGGAUGAACAAGUGCUGAGCUUCCAGCGCAAAGUGGGCAUCCUGUACUGUCGCACCGGCCAGGGCUCGGAGGAGGAGAUGUACAACAACCAGGAGGCAGGAAUGGCCUUCACACAGUUCCUCACCUUGCUGGGUGACGUGGUUCGGCUCAAAGGCUUUGACAGCUACCGGGCCCAGCUGGACACCAAAACGGAUUCCACAGGCACACACUCCCUCUACACCAUGUACCAGGACCACGAGAUCAUGUUCCACGUCUCCACGAUGCUGCCUUACACCCCUAAUAACCAGCAGCAGCUCCUGAGGAAGCGCCACAUCGGCAAUGACAUUGUGACCAUCGUGUUCCAGGAGCCUGGCAGCAAGCCCUUCUGCCCCACCACCAUCCGCUCGCACUUCCAGCAUGUAUUCAUAGUGGUGCGGGCGCAUGCGCCCUGCACCCCACACGCCUCAUACAGGGUGGCUGUGAGCCGCACCCAGGACACUCCGGCUUUCGGGCCAGCUCUGCCCCCUGGCGGAGGCCCCUUCUCAGCCAAUGCCGACUUUCGGGCUUUCCUGCUGGCCAAGGCGCUCAAUGGUGAGCAGGCAGCGGGGCACGCGCGCCAGUUCCACGCCAUGGCCACGCGCACGCGCCAGCAGUACCUACAGGACCUGGCCACCAACGAGGUGACCACCACGUCGCUGGACUCGGCCUCACGCUUUGGGCUGCCUUCCCUGGGGGGCAGGCGCCGGGCGACCCCUCGGAGCCCGGGCUGUGAGCUGCAGGCGGCGGGUGCGCUAACCUGGGGUGUGCGCGCGGCGCCAGGGGCGCGGGUCGCAGUGGGAGCCGAAGUGGGAAGCCCGGAUAGUGCCGAGCUGCCCUGUCUGCUGGGCAUCUCCGCGGAGGCGCUGGUGCUGGUGGCGCCGCGCGAUGGCCGCGUCGUCUUCAACUGCGCCUGUCGCGACGUGCUGGCUUGGACCUUCUCGGAGCAUCAGCUCGACCUGUACCACAGUCGCGGGGAGGCGAUCACACUGCGGUUCGAUGGGGCCCCUGGCCAAGCGGUGGGCGAGGUGGUCACACGCCUGCAGUUGGUGAGCCGGGGCUGCGAGACCCGCGAGCUGGCGCCACCCCGCGAUGGCCAGGGCCGCCUGGGCUUCGAGGUGGACACCGAGGGUUUCAUCACGCACGUGGAGCGCUUCACUUUCGCUGAGAAGGCCGGGCUGCGGCCCGGGGCACGCCUGCUGCGCGUGUGCGGCCGGACACUGCCCAGCCUCGGCCCCGAGGCCACUGCCCAGCUGCUGCGCUCGGCACCCAAGGUCUGCGUCACCGUCCUGCCCCCUGAAGAGAGCGGCCGGCCCCGCAGGAGCUUUUCGGAGCUCUACACGCUGUCUCUGCAGGAGCCCAGCCGGCGGGUGGCCCCAGAGCCAGCGCAGGAUGAGACCCUGGAGGUGGUCCUACAGCCCAUUGCAAAGCAGCUCCUGCGCCUGUGCCUACAAGAUGGUGGUGGCCCUCCAGGGCCCGGGGAUCUGGCCGAGGAGAGGACUGAGUUCCUGCACAGCCAGAAUUCACCAUCACCUAGAAGCUCCUUGUCAGAUGAGGCGCCGGUCCUACCCAAUACCACUCCAGACCUCCUCCUGGUCACCACGGCCAAACCAGCAGUACCUGGUGCUGGCAGGGAGACACCUCCUUCCCAGGAACAGCCAGGCAGCCCCAGUGGCCAUGAAGACAGGGACAACCUGGCCCCAGAACUGAAGGCCUCCUUCCUGCCACGAACCUUGUCUCUGCGGAACUCCAUCAGCAAGAUCAUGUCGGAAGCUGGCAGCGAGACGCUGGAGGAUGAGUGGCAGUCCAUCUCGGAGAUCGCUUCCACCUGUAACACCAUUCUGGAGUCACUGUCCCGGGAGGGCCAGUCCAUCCCAGAGAGUGGAGACCCCAAGGGAACUCCAAAGUCUGAUGCUGAGCCAGAACCUAGGAGCCUAUCAGAGAAGGUCUCUCACCUGGAGGCCAUGCUUAGGAAGCUGCAGGAGGACCUGAAGAAGGAGAAAGCAGACAGGGCAGCCCUGGAGGAGGAGGUACGGAGCCUUCGGCACAACAACCAGCGGCUGCUGGCAGAGUCUGAGAGCGCAGCCACCCGCCUGCUUCUGGCCUCUAAGCAGCUGGGCUCACCCACCACUGACCUGGCAUGAGACCACCUGGUCCUGCCUCAGCCUAUGGACCUGCUCGGAACUGCCUUAGGGUGCCUGGGUCUCACCGGCCCUGGGCCCUCCUCAGGAUCUCUCCUUGCACUGAGGCACAUCUUAGCACUGUACCCACUCCCCAACCCAUUUGGUGGCAAAGAUGCCCCCACUUUUCCUUGUUUGUAAAUAUUCUGUGGAGAAGUUUUUUUUGUUAUUUUUUGAGACAUGAACUUGUGAUCCUCCUGUC
Molecule: messenger RNA, 4265 nt
Organism: Heterocephalus glaber (naked mole-rat)
Lineage: Eukaryota; Metazoa; Chordata; Mammalia; Rodentia; Bathyergidae
Source: RefSeq, a predicted model, not a curated record